GUUGCGCUUGCUUGCCCAUGGGCAGACGGUGCUCUAGCGGCCCUGUACCUCAAGGGCCUGGAGCAUGUGAUCAGUCACAGUGUGGUCCACCCAACGUGGCAGAGAACUCGGCCCGAAAACCCUAGCGACCUACACUGCGGGUGGGCAUUCAGGAACCCUGGGGACCAGCCACUCUCGAACUCUUUGGGGUUCGGCAGCUUUGACUGCGACGAUGCCCUCAUUCCAGACAUCGUAAACAACUGCAGGUUUGUGAGAGACCUCUACGAGAAAGCGAAUGAUAAGGCCGGCAAGUACAGCACGCCUGUGCUGUGGGACAAGAAGGAAGGCACCAUUGUAAACAAUGAGUCCAUGGACAUCUUGAAGAUGUUCAAUUCAAAAUUCAACAAGUUUGCCAAGCACCCAGAACUGGACCUCUUUCCAGAGCACCUCAAAUCAGAGGCUGAGGCGGCAAAUGCAUGGAUCUACCCGAACAUCAACAACGGUGUCUACAGAUGCGGCUUUGCCAAAAGCCAGGAGGCAUACGAUGUAGCCGUGAAGGAUGUGGCGGCCGCGCUGGAUAAAGCCGAAAGUUUGCUUUCCCAGCAGCGCUACGUCUGUGGGGACUCCUUCACGUUCAUGGACCUCAGGCUCUUCAUGACCUUGGUGCGCUUCGACCCGGUCUACGUAGUCUACUUCAAAACGAAUGUUGGCACGAUUGAAAGCAACUAUCCGAACCUCUUCAAUUACAUCAAGGACGUGUACCAGUUCUCAGGCAUGUCUAAGGCCAUCAACAUGAAGCAUAUCAAGAUGCACUAUUUCACCUCGCACCCCGAUUUGAACAAGUUUGCCAUCAUCCCGAAGGGUCGGGAUGUGGACCUGGCUGGACCCCACAACCGUGGGAAGAAGGCGGCAGCGCCCCCAGGGUGCUGGGCCAAGAUCUUGGAGUUCAUAUCGGGAUCAAAGUGA
This is a messenger RNA of Symbiodinium pilosum, 945 nucleotides long. The record is from the annotation of a GenBank genome assembly. Lineage: Eukaryota; Dinophyceae; Suessiales; Symbiodiniaceae.